Drosophila guanche is the source of this 3080-nucleotide messenger RNA. RefSeq names its product pneumococcal serine-rich repeat protein-like. The coding region runs from base 516 to 3080 and encodes 854 amino acids. The record is from RefSeq and is a predicted model, not a curated record. The transcript has 2 exons. Lineage: Eukaryota; Metazoa; Arthropoda; Insecta; Diptera; Drosophilidae.
GUCCAAUAGUGUAUUCAGACGAGGAAAGUGAUGAGGAAUAUGGUGUUCCCAGACCUCAAGAAAAGCCUGCUAGCCAGCCAAUUCCUUCGGCAGUUCCUUCUGUAGUGGCUGCAGAUAAAUCUCCGCUUAAACCUGAAGAUAAACAUAAACCAUUUGAUUUGAAAGACGAUAAACCAUUUCACUUGAAAGAGGAAAAGGUCCCAGCUAAACCUGAGGGCAAACCCAAGUCUCCUCUUGACUUAGUUAAGCCAAGUCCAAUAGUGUAUUCAGACGAGAAAAGUGAUGAGGAAUGUGGUGUUCCCAGACCCCAAGAAAAGCCCGCUAGCCAGGCAAUUCCUUCUGGUGUGCCUGCAGAUAAAUCCCCACUUAAAGCUGAACAUAAACCGAAACUAGUUGACUUGAAAGACACAUCCGCUACCCCAUCAGUUUCUGUACCCUCUCAUUCUGUUGAAAGUUCACACGAAUCUCCAUUUAAAUCUGUUGAAGAGCGCAAAGUUUCCAAAGAUGAUGAGUCAAUGGUCUCGUCAUACACCGAUGAAAACAGAUCCGUUCAGCAGAUUGUGGAGGACACUUUGAGAGCAGGUGAUGCUGAGGUAUUAAAAAUCGUAAACGAAACACUGAAGAGUGCGCAGGUACAUCGUCACUUGGGCCAUGUGAUGGAUCAAUUCGAAUCAGAGGACGAGCGUUCGGUAGAGCAGAUUGUAGAAGAGACUUUGAAGAGUGUGAAGGUGGAUUCAGUAGCGCCUAGGGAGGAAACGGUGUCUCCCAAUAAAGUUGAGGAGGCCGAACCCAAAGAAGUUCGUCCUAUUGCAUAUUUUGUGAAUCUAGAUGAUGAGCAGAAGGUGGCAGGGGCCGCUAAGAAAACACUUGUCAAAACGCAGCAGAAAAAGGUAGUAGCCAAGGUGGAGACAGCAAAGGGGAGAACAGUAAGGGAAACGUCAGCAAAAUCAACAGCAAGAAGUUCCAUCAGCAGGAGGACUGUGGGGGAUAAAGAGAAACCAAAGUCAGAUAUGAAAACUCAUUCCUCAACGCAACCCAAACAAAAGAAAACAAUUGCAAAGCAAACCGUGACCCGGAAGACAUCUGCCGCCGAGAAAGUGCCGAAAGUGGCAGCCAAAAGUGAGUCGAGAAGAUCGGUGACGAGCUCCGUUUCGACUACAAGCUCAGCCUCUGCCACAAGCCGAGUGAUAAGCGAGUUACACUUCGAGCGAUCUGCGAGUCCCGCAUCCAGUUCCAUAUUCUACGAGAGCCACCCGCAAGGCGAGGGCAGUCGCUCAUCCACGCCCAGGCCAAGAGUGAAGACAGAUGUCACACGCAUACCCUACACCGCCUCAAUUCGAUCGUUGAGCCCCACAUCCAAGUCCACGAAGACAGCCACAGCCAGAGUAACAGCUGCAGCUACAAAGAAAACUAAGACGACGACUACCACUCGCGCCAGCAAAGAGCUUACAGGAAAGACUGCCAGCAAAAUCGGCAGCCAGGAGCAUGUGGAGACGAGGAGACUGAUAACCCCAACGCCCAUUGCCACACACAGAUAUAUGCAGCCCACUCUGUCCCACAACAUGCGAUAUGGAUUGAGCGGCGAUGCCGAGGGCCAGCGGGUCUCUCCGGUGCCAGCAAAGUCCCCAGCACCACCGAAAUCGCCGGCACCGCCUCAGACCAAGAGUACUUACAGAACCCAGACCAGUGUGACAAGUGCCUUCACAAAGUCCACAUAUUUGGAACGGAAGCAGAACAAGUCCAUUGGCGAGAAGGUGCAGCCCAAGCGGGGUGACAGCAAGGAGUCGCUGAAGAGCACCGAACGCCUGUACAAGAGACAGACCUCCAAGGAGAAUAAGCUAAUACACGUGAUAGGCUCCCAAAGCCAAGCAACCAAAAGCAUGAAGACACAAUCAGCUAGUGUAACCAAGACCAUUGCCCAAAGAACUUCCAUAGAAACCGACAACAGACAUGCGGUGGCCAGCCUUCAAAAGAAGAAGGCCCCGCCAGCCUCAGCCUCAGCCACUAUACAGCGCACCAAAGUUCCAGUUAGCGCGUCGUCUUCCAUGACAAGGACUGCAGCAGCAAAGCUGACUGCCAAAAGUGAUGAAACCGCAAAGAAACCUCAGAUAGAAGUUAAGAAGACAGUAAAGCGUACGGCCAGCAGCAGCAGCAGCACGGCUGCCACCAGAACGGUGCAGAGCUCCAUUGAGCCGAAGCUGCAGAAGAAGAUGAAGGACAACAUGAAUGAAUCGAGCUCGAACAGUGGCAGUACCAGUGCCAGCGGCUCAUCGAAUAGCACUAGGCGCAGUGUGCGCUCGGUGACAGUCAGCCGUAAGACCGACAAGGAGAUGGCCAACCUAAAGCUGUCUUCGGAGAAGAAAAGAGAACCAUCAACAUCAUCCUCAGCAUCGGCUUCGGCUUCGGCAUCAACAUCGACUGUGCGUGUGCAUAGGGAACCGACUGCGACAACCGCCGCUGUUAGCACCGUGCUCGUUGAUGACGACUGUGAGGUGAUAACCAUACGAUCCAUUAAAUCAAGCGAUAGUACAAAAAGUUCUACCUCAUCAUCCUCCGGUAGCGGCAGCAACAGUCGCAAGGUGCUAACCAGCGAGGUUUUCACUAAGACCUUCGGCCCGGACAGGCCCCUAGAGGUGGUCUACCGGCAGCCCGAGUUCGAUGUAGAACACCACACCAUCAUGUCCGUGCGGCCGCCCUCCACGACCGAGCAGCAGCGGUGCAUAAACGAGUUUGAUGUUAGCUUUAUCGAUACCACCGAUUCCAGUCUUUCCGACUCCGUGGCACUGCCCAUGUUCGGCCCCGUCGAGCCGGAGCGCCUGCUGGCCGCCAGUCCCGGCUCUCCCAAGCCGACCCGUAGUCCCCUAGCCCUCGUCGAGGAGACUCUGCGGCGCCAGCAGCAGCACCAAUACCAUCACCAGCAGCAGCAACAGCAGCAUCACCACAGUGCCGUCGUGGCCGGGCCUGGGGCAGUCCUAGGCGCCGCUGCCCUGCACGUGGAGAGUGGCGGCAGCAUUGUGGUGGAGACUACUGAGGUGGAGAAGAGCAGCACAUCCAAAGCAAACACAAAAACAAGCAACUAA